Poeciliopsis prolifica (blackstripe livebearer) is the source of this 2337-nucleotide messenger RNA. It is a transcript of the gene slc25a28, whose product is annotated as solute carrier family 25 member 28. Gene Ontology annotation, molecular function: ferrous iron transmembrane transporter activity. NCBI's taxonomy places the organism in Eukaryota, Metazoa, Chordata, Actinopteri, Cyprinodontiformes, Poeciliidae. The record is from RefSeq and is a predicted model, not a curated record. Gene Ontology annotation, cellular component: mitochondrial membrane. Gene Ontology annotation, biological process: iron import into the mitochondrion. Bases 161 to 1342 code for a protein of 393 amino acids. The transcript has 4 exons.
AAACUCCUCGACCAGUACGACUCCCCCCUGCUGGGCUCUGUUUGGAAACGACAGAGGCGGGGACGGAGAGUCGUAACACCGGGACGAGGAGCCCCUCGGGAAUGUGAAAGUCCAGGCCUUAAAUCCCCGCGAUAAGACUUUACGUACUGCCCCGUUUCUCAUGGAAACAGAUGGAUUUGUGAGGAAGCGUCGGAUGACAGCGGAGACCGCAGGCGGUGAUGCCGGGGUUGCAGGAGCCUCAGCUGGGGCAGAAGUUCGAUGGCUCGGGGGCAGAUUCUGGGGAGUUUCAGAAAGUAUUGUGAGCAGCCUGACGCCGCGUAUCGGGGGGGAGUCGCAGCUGCAAAAUGCGGACGUUGUCUGCGCGGCUCAGGAUGCACAAGCAGAGGACUCGGAACCUGACUAUGAAGGUCUGCCACAAGGAGCAUCUACUAGUACCCACAUGUUGGCAGGCGCCGUGGCUGGGAUAAUGGAGCACUGCCUCAUGUUCCCCAUCGACUGUGUGAAGACAAGAAUGCAGAGUCUCCAGCCUGACCCCGCAGCACGCUACAAGAAUGUGAUGGAUGCUCUUCGCCGGAUCGUAGCCACCGAGGGUGUCUGGCGUCCACUAAGAGGCCUGAAUGCGACAGCCAUUGGCGCUGGGCCUGCUCACGCUCUGUAUUUUGCCAGCUAUGAGAAACUCAAAAAGACUCUAAGUGAUACCAUUCAUCCAGGCGCUAACAGUCAUUUGGCUAAUGGAGCAGCUGGUUGCGUUGCCACAUUGCUUCACGAUGCAGCCAUGAACCCAGUAGAAGUUGUGAAGCAGCGCAUGCAGAUGUUUAAGUCCCCCUACCGGGGCGUGCUGGACUGUGUUGGCGCCGUGUGGCAAAGAGAGGGUCCUGCUGCCUUUUACCGAAGCUACACCACCCAGCUCACCAUGAACGUGCCCUUCCAGGUGCUCCACUUCAUGACCUACGAGUACCUCCAGGAGCUGCUCAACCCUCACAGACUGUACAACCCCUCGUCCCACAUGGUGUCCGGGGCUCUGGCCGGGGCGAUCGCAGCAGCAGCCACCACGCCUCUGGACGUCUGCAAGACCCUGCUCAACACCCAGGAGUCUCACACCCUCAGCUCCGCCGGCCAAAGCCAGGGAGCCCACAGACAUGUCUCAGGUCUGGUCCACGCCUUCAGGACGGUUUACAGGCUGGGCGGCCUGCAGGGCUUCUUCAAGGGAGUACAAGCGAGGGUCAUCUACCAGAUGCCCUCCACAGCCAUUAGCUGGUCUGUUUAUGAGUUCUUCAAAUACGGACUUACCAAGCGCCAGCACAACAAUAUGAGAAUCCAACAUAUCAAGGCUGAGGUGUAGAUUUCCUAUGGGUUUAAUCGCCUCUCCUAUACAUCAGGCCUUGCUGUGGCCACAUGCGCACAUAUAACCAGAUGAAAUACGCCUCAGUCGUCCUGAUCUUCUCAGACAGAGCAGAUAAGAAAGACACCUUCUGAACCAUUUUAAGUAAUUUUACAUCUGUUCAUCAUUUCAGCCAUAGGAUACAACUUUUACACAGUAUUUUCAAGUGUCAUUAAUUUUAAGUCAUCCCUUUGAAGCAGAGUUUGGCAGUCAGCAGUGGGCAAUCAAAACCCUCUGUCAAGGGUUUACUUUAUGAAACUUUGUUUUUGCAUCAGAGUUUUAAUAUAACCAGAUAAAGCUUUUCAGAUAACAUAAGUCUACAUUACAUGUUUGGAAUUUAAUGUAAAAUAAAACAACCCCUACUAGAAAAAUUGGUUUAAAUUGUUAUGUUGCAUAAACAUACAUAUAUAUGUCGUAUAGCUAUAUUCAGAUGCUUUUCAGGGGGCUUUUUCAACACAAUCUGUCAAAUUGGUAAUUUGCAGAGAAGAUUCAUGAUGAAACAUAUUGAAUAAAACCCCAAGAAGCUACAGUUUUAACGACAUGGGUCAAAAUAUUUAACUUGUUGAUCAUAAAAUAAAUAAUUUAUUAUUUAUGUCGGUAAAAAAUAGACCCAGUGCAGGACUCGGCAGACAAAUACUCUAAAAAAAUUCCUCAUUUGUUUAUUUAUAAUUAUUUCGUUCAGAGGUUUCUUCAAUCAAAUGUAUUUUGUCAUUUUUGUCCCUGCUUUUGAAAUAAUUUGUCUGUUUUCAGCUUUUUUGAACUACUGAGGUUGAAUGUUUGUGCACGUCAUUUUUUGUUCUUACUGCGACCAAAAGAGGAGCCGAAUUCAUAACAUUUCACACACCCAACCUGAAGCUGUCAUUCUUACUUGCUGAUGUCUGUUUCUGACACUGAAUUGCACUUGUUCAAUAAAAGUUCAGCAGAGGGGCUCUGCUCACUGUUUGUAAAAGAGAAAA